AUGAAGGCCGAUUCCCUCAAAGACAACACGCUCCAGCACACCACGACAACCGACAAUGGAGAAGUCGAAACCACAGCCCCCGAAAACCCGGGUCUUCAGCGAGGCCUAGCCAGUCGGCAUCUCAUGAUGUUGGCAAUUGGCGGAGUCAUUGGCCCAGGCUACUUUGUCGGCAUGGGCACCGGCCUGUCAACUGCCGGACCCGCCGGCUUGUUGAUCUGCUUUUCUAUUGUUGGCGUGCUGCUCUGGGCUGUCAUGCAGUCUCUCGGCGAACUGGGCGCCUUUAUUCCCAUGUCCGGCUCCUUUACGCACUACACGUCCAUGUUUGUGGACCCUGCCGUGGGGUUUGCGCUGGGCUGGAAUUACUGGUUUCUGUGGGCUGGUAUCAUCAUCGCUGAAUACAACAAUCUUGGCCUCGUUUUGACGUACUGGGACACAGGAAUUCCUCGGUGGGGAUGGCUUCUCAUUUUCUGGGGCCUCUUCCUCGCCUUCACCUUCCUCGGAGUCAAGUCCUUCGGCGAGGCAGAAUUCUGGCUGGCGCUGGUCAAGGUCCUCGCCAUCCUGGCCUUCUUCCUGUGUGCAAUCCUCAUCAGCUCGGGCGUCAUCGGCGGCGAGAAGAUUGGCUUUAAGUUCUAUCACGACCCGGGCCCGUUUGCCGACGGCGUCAAGGGCGUCUUUAAGAUCUUUGUCUUUGCAGCGCUCCAGUAUAGCGGCACUGAGAUGAUUGGAUUGACGGCUGGAGAGUCGGCGAACCCUAGUAAAGAUGUGCCCAAGGCCGUCAAGAGUGUUCUCUGGCGCAUUGUGGGUAUUUUCCUCAUGGGCAUCUUCUUCUUGACCAUCACUGUCCCGUAUGACGACCCUAAUCUCCUCUCUGCUACGAGCAAGACGGCGAGAUCCCCGUUCGUCAUCGCCUUUACCCGCGUUGGCGCCUCGGCCGGAGCCCAUGUCAUCAACGCCAUCAUUCUCAUCACCAUGUUCUCAGCCAUCAACGGUUCCCUCUACGUGGGUUCACGCACUUUGUACGGCCUGGCAGACGAAGGUCUGGCACCAAAGAUCUUUCGCUGGACGAAUAAACGCGGUGUCCCGGUGUACUCGCUCGUGUUUAUGAACCUGAUUGGAUUCCUGUCUCUGCUUAACUUGUCCAGCGGAGCAGGUGUUAUUUACACCUGGAUUGUUUCGAUGACUGGUGUCGCCACCUUCAUCACCUGUGAGUCAAACCAUUUUCCAACCCAUUGA
Ilyonectria robusta is the source of this 1233-nucleotide messenger RNA. Its product is annotated as amino acid permease. Bases 1 to 1233 code for a protein of 410 amino acids. Gene Ontology annotation, molecular function: amino acid transmembrane transporter activity. The transcript has 5 exons. The record is from RefSeq and is a predicted model, not a curated record. NCBI's taxonomy places the organism in Eukaryota, Fungi, Ascomycota, Sordariomycetes, Hypocreales, Nectriaceae. Gene Ontology annotation, cellular component: membrane. Gene Ontology annotation, biological process: amino acid transmembrane transport.